Molecule: messenger RNA, 1491 nt
Organism: Cheilinus undulatus (humphead wrasse)
Lineage: Eukaryota; Metazoa; Chordata; Actinopteri; Labriformes; Labridae
Gene: kcna1b
Product: potassium voltage-gated channel, shaker-related subfamily, member 1b
Exons: 1
Coding region: 1-1491 (496 amino acids)
Biological process (GO): potassium ion transmembrane transport; protein homooligomerization
Cellular component (GO): paranode region of axon; juxtaparanode region of axon; dendrite
Molecular function (GO): protein binding; delayed rectifier potassium channel activity
Source: RefSeq, a predicted model, not a curated record
AUGACCGUGGUGUCCACCGAGAACAUGGACGAGACCUCCACCCUGCCGGGGCACCCACAGGACCCCUACCCGCCAGACGACGACCAUGACGACCAUGACUGCUGCGAGCGGGUGGUCAUCAACAUCUCGGGGCUGCGCUUCGAGACCCAGCUGAAGACUCUCGCUCAGUUCCCGGAGACACUCCUUGGGAACCCAAAGAAGAGGAUGCGCUACUUCGACCCCUUAAGAAACGAGUAUUUCUUUGACCGGAAUCGCCCGAGCUUUGAUGCCAUCUUGUACUAUUACCAAUCAGGGGGAAGGCUAAGAAGGCCGGUGAACGUGCCGCUGGAUAUGUUCUCAGAGGAGAUUAAGUUUUACGAACUGGGCAUGGAAGCCAUGGAGAAGUUUCGUGAGGACGAAGGGUUUAUCCGGGAGGAGGAGCGGCCUCUUCCAGAGAACGAGUUCCAAAGGCAGAUCUGGCUACUCUUCGAGCAUCCGGAGAGCUCGGGGCCCGCCCGAGGGAUCGCCAUCGUCUCAGUGAUGGUUAUUCUUAUUUCAAUAGUUAUAUUUUGUUUGGAGACACUACCUGAGCUCAAGGAGGACCCUAGUGAGAGGUAUCAGACUGUGGGGAACAUCACCACAUACCACAACCCAAAUGUUCUCACAGACCCGUUCUUCGUGGUGGAGACGCUUUGCAUCAUCUGGUUUUCCUUUGAGUUAAUCGUCCGUUUUUUUGCUUGUCCAAGCAAAGCGGCGUUCUUUAAAAACAUGAUGAACUCUAUAGAUAUCGUGGCUAUAAUCCCGUACUUCAUCACUCUAGGAACGGAGCUGGCUGACGACCAAGGCAACAAGGAGGGGAAGGGAGGAGGAGAACAGGCCACGUCUUUGGCAAUUCUCAGGGUUAUCCGCUUGGUGAGGGUGUUCAGGAUCUUUAAACUGUCCCGACAUUCAAAGGGUCUCCAGAUUUUGGGGCAAACUCUAAAGGCAAGCAUGCGGGAGCUUGGCUUGCUCAUCUUCUUCCUUUUCAUCGGAGUUAUUUUGUUCUCCAGCGCCGUCUACUUCGCCGAGGCCGAGGAGAAGGAGUCGUUCUUCGGAAGCAUCCCGGAUGCUUUCUGGUGGGCAGUGGUGUCUAUGACCACUGUCGGUUACGGGGACAUGUACCCCGUGACCAUCGGAGGGAAGAUUGUGGGUUCACUGUGCGCCAUCGCCGGAGUGCUAACUAUUGCACUUCCUGUUCCUGUCAUUGUGUCCAAUUUCAACUACUUCUACCACCGGGAGACGGAGGGUGAGGAGCAGGCGCAGCUGCUAAACGUCAGCAACCAGAACUUGGCAUCGGAGACCAACUCAAGCCGCCGCAGCUCCUCGGUGGUCAGCAAGUCAGAGUACAUGGAGAUUGACGAGGACAUGAACAACAGCAUCGAUAACUUUAGGGAAGCAAACCUUAGGACUGCCAACUGCACGGCGCCCAGCCAGAACUGUGUGAACAAGGCAAAGCUGCUCACUGAUGUGUGA